UUAUUUUUUUUCAUUUUUUUUUUCUCCACCACAUUCACCCCAUGGUUUUACCACCUAAAUCUUACAGAAAGUGUAGUUACUCUGAUAAAACCAUUACACCAUCCCAUCCAGAGUAACUCUACCACCUCCCAUCCGAACUCCCUCCGGCCUAACUCUGCUACCUCCCCAUCCGAACGUUUUAAAAAUAAAAAAUACUUAUAUUUACUUGAACAACCUUUAUUUCGUUUUAAAUCCUUGUGUUAAAUCCAAACAUCAGUGAUCCUAUCCGUCGAUUUCGUUAGGAUGACGUGUCGAUGCAUCAAUGGUUAUGUUGUUUCUGAUCAAAAAAUUCGUGGUAGCAUCUAACCGCCAAACCAAAUGACCUUCUGACCUUUUAACCCAUCAACAAUUCUUUUUUCUUUCUACACCUACUCUCUCUCUCUCUCUCUCUCUCUCUCUCUCUCUCUCUCUCUCUCUCUCAAACAGUUCCAUGGAAUCUUCAAAUCGCUGUUCAGUUAUCAUCAUCGGCGCCGGAAUUUCAGGCAUAUCGGCCGCGAAGGUAUUGGCAAAAAACGGAGUUGAGGACAUUUUGAUCCUAGAGGCGUCUGAUUCCAUCGGAGGGAGGAUUAAGAAACAGAAUUUCGGAAACGUAACGGUGGAGCUCGGUGCCGGUUGGAUCGCCGGUGUUGGUGGAAAACAAUCUAAUCCAGUCUGGGAACUCGCUGUUCAAUCCGGUCUUCGUACGUGCUUCUCCGAUUACAGCGAUGCUCGUUAUAACAUUUACGACCGAAGUGGGGAGAUAUUUCCGAGUGGGUUGGCCGGUGACACGUAUAAGAAGGCGGUUGAGUCGGCGAUGCAAAAGCUAAGGACUGAUCGGGACAUCCUUCUUUCUGCUGACGUGUCCGAUAUUCCCGAACUUUCCACCAUACCCGAAACACCUAUUGAGCUGGCAAUUGAUUUUAUCCUUCAUGAUUUCGAAAUGGCUGAGGUUGAGCCCAUAUCAACAUAUGUGGAUUUUGGGGAGAGGGAAUUUUUAGUGGCGGAUGAGAGAGGUUAUGAGUAUUUAUUGUAUAAAAUGGCGGAGGAAUUCUUAUUUACAUCUGAUGGGAAAAUCUUGGACAAUCGUCUCAAAUUAAACACUGUUGUGCGGGAAUUACAGCACUCGAGAGACGGCGUUACCGUGAUAACGGAGGAUGGUUAUGUUUAUGAAGCCAACUACGUAAUUUUGUCUGUUAGUAUUGGCGUCCUUCAAAGCCACCUCAUCUCUUUCAACCCCAACUUGCCUAGGUGGAAAAUGGAGGCCAUUGAAAAAUGUGAUGUUAUGGUGUACACGAAAAUCUUCUUGAAAUUUCCAAAGAAAUUUUGGCCUUGUGGUCCCGGAAAAGAGUUCUUCAUAUAUGCCCAUGAACGAAGAGGCUACUACACAUUUUGGCAGCACAUGGAGAAUGCAUACCCAGGGUCAAACAUUCUUGUUGUGACAUUGACAAAUGGGGAAUCAAAACGUGUUGAAUCCCAAUCAGACCAAGAAACAAUGAGAGAAGCAAUGGAAGUUCUUAGGAACAUGUUUGGGCCUGACAUUCCGGAAGCUUCCGACAUUCUUGUUCCACGCUGGUGGAAUAAUCGCUUCCAGCGUGGCAGUUAUAGUAACUACCCUAUCUAUGCUGACUCAACAAUGUUUGAAAACAUCAAGGCUCCUGUAGGAAGGAUCUUUUUCACGGGAGAGCAUACAAGCGAAAGAUUUAGUGGCUACGUCCAUGGUGGUUACCUGGCAGGUAUAGACACGGGAGAAGCUUUGUUGGAAGAAAUGAAGGCGGAGAAAGAUAGAGAAACGAAUAAGAAAUCUAUUUUAGAACCGUUGCUAGCACUAACAUUGUCACAAACAGAAGCAGUCGCAUGCGAUAUUCAUAGACACCUUUUCCAUGCCAAUACCAAAAGGGAGGCCAUCUUAUGACUACAAAAACCAUCACUUGUAGAUAACACACACAUGAUUGAUGCCUCAAACACCCUAUAUAUAUAUAUAUAUAUA
This is a messenger RNA of Lactuca sativa (garden lettuce), 2005 nucleotides long. It is a transcript of the gene PAO1, whose product is annotated as polyamine oxidase 1. NCBI's taxonomy places the organism in Eukaryota, Viridiplantae, Streptophyta, Magnoliopsida, Asterales, Asteraceae. The record is from RefSeq and is a predicted model, not a curated record. Gene Ontology annotation, biological process: polyamine catabolic process. Gene Ontology annotation, molecular function: polyamine oxidase activity.